This is a messenger RNA of Anguilla anguilla (European eel), 2125 nucleotides long. It is a transcript of the gene med22, whose product is annotated as mediator complex subunit 22. Gene Ontology annotation, biological process: regulation of transcription by RNA polymerase II. Gene Ontology annotation, molecular function: transcription coregulator activity. Gene Ontology annotation, cellular component: mediator complex. The transcript has 4 exons. The record is from RefSeq and is a predicted model, not a curated record. NCBI's taxonomy places the organism in Eukaryota, Metazoa, Chordata, Actinopteri, Anguilliformes, Anguillidae. The coding region runs from base 122 to 547 and encodes 141 amino acids.
GAAGAAAGCAUUGUGGGAAAUUUAAGUACCGCGACAUCACGCUCUUACGUCACUUUCAGUGGACGAGUCUAUCGCCUGAAGUGGUCUGAGGCGGCUUUAUUCAUGGGGACUUGAUAAGACAAUGAUGGCUACGCAAAGAGUACUCCCCCAAAGCAAGGAGACGCUUCUUCAGUCCUAUAACAAGAGGCUUAAAGAUGACAUCCGGUCCAUUCUGGAUAACUUCACGGAGAUAAUAAAAACAGCGAAGAUUGAAGACGAGACCCAGGUUUCCAGAGCAACACAAGGAGAGCAAGAUCAUUAUGAGAUGCAUGUCAGAGCAGCCAACAUUGUGCGUGCAGGAGAGUCACUGAUGAAGCUCGUCUCGGAUCUGAAGCAGUUCCUGAUCCUGAACGACUUCCCUUCAGUGAACGAGGCCAUUAGCCUGCGCAACCAGCAGCUGCGCGCCCUGCAGGAGGAAUGCGAUAAGAAACUCACUUCUCUGCGUGAUGAGAUUGCUAUUGACCUUUACGAGCUAGAGGAAGAAUAUUACUCCUCCAGGUACAAGUAGGCUUUUAGACACAGCACAUACCUAGUUCCCUGUAGCCCCAGCCUCCUGUGCCUUUUAAGGGUUAUUUAAAUCUGUUGACCCCAUUUUUAUUUUAAAUGCUUCCUUAUGUUGCAUACAGUAGGGAGAAAACAGUAUUGUUGAGGGGUUUGAUCCGUGAUCCAUAACUUAAACCUUUGGUACUUUUAUGAAUUGGUAAACUGCAAAAGUCCAUGCACAACAGUGAUAUUUCAGUUGCUGUUCAUUUGCUGCUACAAAACAGUUGUCAGCUUUGAUGCUUUGAAUACAUUGCCUUAUACAACAUAUAGCAUAAGUAAAAAAAGGCAUUGCACAUCUGACCCUAGGAUGUCGUGCGAACCUCCUGUGUGUGAGGAAACUGAACACAUUGUGUGCCUUGUUCACUUGUGAGAAAUCUUACAGUAAACUCGUCAAAGGUAUCGGUUUCCUUUGUUUUUUAUUUUAGCACUAUUAGUUUUUUCUCUUUUCUGACAUUCUAACUUCUAUGUAACACAAUAUGCCUGAGCAGAAAACCAAAGUUACAAUGUGAGAAUUCCAUGAUUUCAGAGGAUCUAUGAUUUUUUUUCACUGUCUGCUCAGCUAAAGGGUAGACCACAACUGAUUUAAAAGCAAUCGAGUUGAAAACUUGUGGGACAGUUAAAAGAUCAUCAGCUAAAUUACUUAACCUGUUAAAGUUAAAAAUGUUUUCCUAAAUUUUCUUUUACUUUAAGUCCAGUUUUCUUAGAAUAUCUUUUAAAAUGUCAAAUCAUUGGCUGUAGUGUGAAUGUCAUGUUUGUAUCACAGAAUGUCUGGGAAUAAUAUUUUUAAUGAAAUCAACACAUUUUAUAGCACUGUUUGCACAGUUUUGAUUGUGAUGGUUAAAAGGGAAAAGUGUUGAAAUUGCUAGCCUUGAAGGUAAUAGUAAAUCGGUUUGAUCUUGCCAUUUUAUGUCAGUAUAUUUUAUUCUGUAGAAACUCUAAGCAUCGUAAGAUGUAUAAAUCACAGACAUCACUCCAUAACUAUCUAGUUAUAGGAUGCAAUUGCAAAUAUUUUAAUAUUAUAUAACUUAUUAAAUGAUUAAAAAAUAUUUCUUUAAUAUUUCUGAAAUUAAAGUUCAAUUUGCUUUUAGAAAACUGUCAGCCUAUGCUGUACAGUUUUGAUUUAUUAAUGCUUACUAAACUAAUUUUCUUUAUACAUCCAAGUCAGACGUGACGGCUUGAUUGAACAUUUAUUCAAUCUUCCUAUAUUUUAGGAAGAGCAGAUUAUAUUGGAUCAUAUUUUAAUGUUGAUUUUGUGGCAGAUGAGAACAACACCUGUACAAAAUUGGUCCUUGCCGCGUUAUGCCGUUCUGUGCAUACUCCGUAUCUGGGCAGAAUGGCAGAUUUUUUUUUUUUUUUGGUGAAUGCAAUCCUAUGUUGUAUGUCUUCAGAUUCCUUCCUGUAUUGUUGAUCAUUUAAAAAGUAAAUGUUCUUUGUUUUGCUAAAUAGAUGGUACAUUUCCAUUAUGGAUAAGUGUUAACAUUGUCAGUUUUACAUGGCCCCACACACAUUUUUCAAAAGUUUAAAAUAAAGUAGAAAAAUGAGA